Puccinia triticina is the source of this 372-nucleotide messenger RNA. RefSeq lists its product as uncharacterized. Lineage: Eukaryota; Fungi; Basidiomycota; Pucciniomycetes; Pucciniales; Pucciniaceae. The transcript is spliced from 2 exons. The record is from RefSeq and is a predicted model, not a curated record. Bases 1 to 372 code for a protein of 123 amino acids.
AUGUCUUCACCGUCUAAGUCUGCUCUCUCCUACCGCCGGGUGGCGCUUGCAAUCACACUUUCACUGGCAACUAUCAUAUUUCAUACUAUCCUGUGUGUUUUGCUCAGCUAUUCAAUCUUGGACUUGAUCUCCCCGCACUCGAGAAUCAAUGCUGGAAAACAUACUAAUCCCACGAACAAUUCGACUGUCGCGGUUUCCAAUAUGACUGGUCCAAUCACUGCCUCCAACACGACCGUACCUGUGGUCUCCACAAUCUCAAAUUCAAAUUAUUCAACCCCAUCAUCCUUAACCUUGGAAAACUCGCGCACCAAUGCCCCCAGCUCGAGUCCCGAAACUGAGACUGCCCCAUCAGACUCCAACACCUCUCCUUAG